GCAGUGAUGGAAGCCACAGCAGUGAGCACGUCUGCUCCGGGGCCAGAGGAAUUUGACCGCAAUGUCCCACGCAUCUGCAGCGUCUGCGGGGACAAGGCUACAGGUUUUCACUUCAACGCCAUGACCUGCGAGGGCUGCAAGGGUUUCUUCAGGCGCAGUAUGAAGCGCAAGGCUAGCUUCACCUGCCCGUUCAGCAGUAGCUGCACCAUUACCAAGGACAACCGGCGGCACUGCCAGGCCUGUCGGCUGAAGCGCUGUUUGGACAUUGGCAUGAUGAAAGAGUUCAUCCUGACAGAUGAGGAGGUGCAGCGGAAGAAGGACCUGAUCCAGAAGCGCAAAGAGGAGGAGGCGGCACGGGAGGCACUUAGGCCGCAUCUGAGCGAGGAGCAGAGCCAUGUCAUUGCCAUAUUGGUGGAGGCGCACCACAAGACCUACGACGAGUCCUACUCCGACUUCACUCGCUUUCGGCCACCAGUGCGUGAGGGUCCUGUCACGCGCAGCGCGAGUCGGGCUGCGUCCCUGCACUCGCUCUCUGAUGCCUCCUCCAGCUCCCUCGGACACUCCCCCGAGUCUACAGACAUGAAGGUGAUGAACUUCAACAACCUGCUGAUGAUGUACCAGGAUGACAGUGGCAGCCCUGAGGCCAGCGAGGAGGAGAGCCCUCACCUGUCCAUGCUACCACACCUGGCCGACCUGGUCAGCUACAGCAUCCAGAAGGUCAUCGGCUUUGCUAAGAUGAUCCCAGGGUUCAGAGAACUGACGGCCGAGGACCAAAUUGCCCUGCUCAAGUCCAGCGCCAUUGAGGUCAUCAUGCUGCGCUCAAACCAGUCUUUCAACUUGGAGGACAUGUCCUGGAGCUGUGGCGGGCCUGACUUCAAGUACUGCAUCAACGAUGUCACUAAAGCGGGACACACCUUGGACCUGCUAGAGCCUCUGGUGAAGUUCCAGGUGGGGUUGAAGAAGCUCAAUCUCCAUGAAGAGGAGCAUGUGCUACUCAUGGCCAUCUGCCUGCUGUCUCCAGACCGACCCGGGGUACAGGACCACACCCGCAUUGAGCUGCUGCAGGACCGGCUGUCGGAGGCGCUGCAGGCUUACAUCCGUGUGCACCACCCAGGCGGCCGCCUCCUCUACGCCAAGAUGAUUCAGAAGCUGGCAGACCUGCGGAGCCUGAAUGAGGAGCACUCCAAGCAGUACCGCUCGCUGUCCUUUCAACCUGAGCACAGCAUGCAGCUCACGCCGCUUGUCCUCGAGGUCUUCGGCAGCCAGGUGUCCUAG
Molecule: messenger RNA, 1275 nt
Organism: Megalops cyprinoides (Indo-Pacific tarpon)
Lineage: Eukaryota; Metazoa; Chordata; Actinopteri; Elopiformes; Megalopidae
Product: vitamin D3 receptor A-like
Exons: 8
Coding region: 7-1275 (422 amino acids)
Biological process (GO): negative regulation of transcription by RNA polymerase II; cell differentiation; positive regulation of transcription by RNA polymerase II
Cellular component (GO): nucleus
Molecular function (GO): nuclear receptor activity; zinc ion binding; vitamin D response element binding
Source: RefSeq, a predicted model, not a curated record